Messenger RNA from Eimeria mitis, 1023 nucleotides. RefSeq lists its product as uncharacterized. NCBI's taxonomy places the organism in Eukaryota, Apicomplexa, Conoidasida, Eucoccidiorida, Eimeriidae. The record is from RefSeq and is a predicted model, not a curated record. The coding region runs from base 1 to 1023 and encodes 340 amino acids. The transcript has 6 exons.
AUGGCUGCUCGGCCCGUUGAGGACCCCCCUGAAUCCUAUAGGUCUUGGGCCCCUUCUAGCGAAGCUAUUUCUAUACCCCCGCGGAGGAACUGCAGAAACUGCUGCAGCAGCAGCAGCAGCAGCAGCAGCAGCAGCAGCAGCAGCAACACCACCAUCACCAUCAGCAGCAACACCAUCACCAUCACCACCACUAUCAUCAACAGCAGCACCAUCACCAUCAGCAGCAGCAGCAGCAACAGCAGCAGCAGCAAGAGCAGCAGCAGCACCAUCACCAUCACCAUCAGCAGCAACAGCAGCAGCAGCAGCAGCAGCAGCAGCAAGCAUGUGUGUUUUGUUUUUUUGCAUGCAGCAUCUCUCGUUGACCUAACUGUAUCUGAUAUGACAUCUGCUGUACCCUUGGGGGCCCCCGGGGGCCCCCCGGCGAGAGCUGCUGCAGCGGGCAGCAGCAGCAGCAGCAGCAGCAGCAGCAGCAGCAGCAGCAGCAGCAGCAAGCUGCUGGUGAUAGCAGCGAUAGCACCAGUGAUAGAAGCAAUAGACGAUUCAGCUCCCCUCUACCGCAGCAGCACGAGCCAGCAGCAGCAGCAGCAGCAGCAGCAGCAGCAGCAGCAGCAGCAACAGCAGCAGCAGCAGCAGCACCACCUGAAGCAACUGAAACAACAGCAGCAACACCAGCAGCAGCAGCAACCUCUACCGCAGCAGCACGAGCCAGCAGCAGCAGCAGCAGCAGCAGCAGCAGCAACAGCAGCAGCAGCAGCAGCAGCAGCACCACCUGAAGCAACUGAAACAACAGCAGCAACACCAGCAGCAGCAGCAGCAGCAGCAGCAAGCAGCAGCAAACACCCAACCAGCAACCAUAGUGCUUACACAACCCAUAGGAAACCACCGGGGGGCCCACCGGGGGGCCCCCCUGGGGGCCCCCCAGAGGGGCCCCCAGGGGGCCCCCCUGAGGGUUCAAAGGGCUGGUCGAAGCGAGCGCAUGCAGCAGCCAGCAGCAGCAGCAGCAGCAACAGAUGCAGCAGUUAG